Messenger RNA from Sparassis crispa, 240 nucleotides. RefSeq lists its product as hypothetical. Bases 1 to 240 code for a protein of 79 amino acids. The transcript is spliced from 3 exons. The record is from RefSeq and is a predicted model, not a curated record. NCBI's taxonomy places the organism in Eukaryota, Fungi, Basidiomycota, Agaricomycetes, Polyporales, Sparassidaceae.
AUGUGUCAACACGCAAAGAAGAACCUCAUAGAGGACAUGUUCCGACAGUGCGCGGGAAACGACGGGCAUGAGACAUAUACGAGACGUUCCCGAACCAAAGCUAGGGUCGUGGCUUUGACGCCGUCCGGGUAUUUCACAGACCAAAACCGUGUACACGGGAAAGUUAGUCGGGCAUUACCGAGCCAGUCCCUGGCGGCGGCGGUGUCGCCGAAGUACCUGGGGUUCUCUCACAGCCCUUGA